Molecule: messenger RNA, 6656 nt
Organism: Tyto alba (common barn owl)
Lineage: Eukaryota; Metazoa; Chordata; Aves; Strigiformes; Tytonidae
Gene: KCTD21
Product: potassium channel tetramerization domain containing 21
Exons: 2
Coding region: 621-1403 (260 amino acids)
Biological process (GO): protein homooligomerization; ubiquitin-dependent protein catabolic process
Molecular function (GO): histone deacetylase binding; cullin family protein binding
Source: RefSeq, a predicted model, not a curated record
GGCUGUGGAGCUCCUUCUUUUUCCCUUGCACCAGCUCUGGCAUUUGUCUCAUUCCAAGAUAUAGCAGAAACAUAUCCUAAAUAGAAAAUGAUGGAUUUUCUCCCUAAACUGGCUUACUGCAGAGUCAGAUGAGUGCCAGAGCUGGCAGUGGAGGAGGGAGGUAUGUCCCUUCCAGAGGCAGUGAUGCUUAACUGCACCGUAAAGUCACAUUCUCUGUUCAUCUCAGCUGAUUGCAGAAGAGCUGCAUGGAAACUACGUCAACUGGGAUAUGGCCCCAAUUAAUUAGCAAAUGUUUUCUAACGUAAAGCACUUUGGAAGGAGAAAACUUGCUGUUUUGUUUUGUGGGGUUUGUUUUUUUUUUUUUUUUUACAGAAUGGAACUGCAGACUAUCACGUGCUUACAGCAGUACAGCUCACUGGCUCCCUGCUAGGCCGAGUGCACUCACAUGUGUGUCAGGGGAUUCUGCUGCAACAGCUUUGUUGCUUUAAUUAUAUCUUCAGAUGCCAUGGAAAAUGUUGGGAUGUGUCCAGUUCUUGUCCUGUCCUUUUCUUUCCCUCUAAAUUCUGUGUUCACAAGGGAGAUGGGAUCAGAAUUAGUCCCAGCAUCGUGACUCCUCUAUCAUGUCAGAACCAAUCACACUCAAUGUUGGAGGAAAACUCUAUACCACCUCUCUGUCCACCCUGACUAGCUUUCCCGACUCUAUGCUGGGGGCUAUGUUUAGUGGGAAGAUCCCAACCAAGAAGGACAGCCAAGGCAACUGCUUUAUUGACAGAGAUGGGAAAAUCUUCCGCUAUAUCCUGAACUUCUUACGAACUUCUCACUUGGACCUCCCCGAAGACUUUCAGGAAAUGGGCUUACUUCGACGGGAGGUAGACUUUUAUCAAAUCCAGCCACUGAUUGAAGCCUUGCAGGAGAAGGAGGUGGAGCUUUCUAAAGCGGAGAAGAAUGCCAUGCUCAACAUCACCCUCGAUCAGAAGACCCAGACUGUUCACUUCACAGUCCGAGAAGCACCCCAGAUCUACAGCCUGUCUUCCUCCAACAUGGAAGUGUUCAGUGCUCAUAUCUUCUCCACAUCAUGUCUGUUCUUGAAGCUUCUUGGUUCCAAACUUUACUAUUGCUUCAACGGAAACCUCUCUUCAAUAUCCAGCUACCUGCAGGACCCCAACCAUCUGACCUUAGAUUGGGUUGCAAGUGUGGAAGGCCUUCCUGAAGAGGAGUACACCAGGCAGAACUUAAAGAGACUCUGGGUGGUGCCAGAUAAUAAGCAAAUUAAUAGUUUCCAGGUGUUUGUGGAAGAAGUGCUAAAAAUAGCCAUGAGUGAUGGUUUCUGCAUAGAUUCUUCACAUCCACAUACUUCAGAUUUCAUGAAUAAUAAGAUUAUUCGCCUAAUUCGAUACAAGUAGGAAUGGCUGUUUAUUACGGUGCCAGCAUGGAGAUAACACAGGUUAAGUGUUUCCCUUUAAAACACACUUACAGCCUAAUUCAGAAUCAUGCUUAUCUGGAUUAAGAGUCACUAACAGGGAGAUGAUUUUCCUUUAACAUAUUUACCAAUAUGACCUUUCAGAAUAUGUCCAUAUUCUAGAUGGAAGGAAUAUUGUCUAGCACCUGAAUUAAGGACUGGUUAUGUCUCUGCCUCCACCUCUGACCUGCUGUACAAUUGUGGGGAAGACCACUUAACUUCUGUCCUUCCUACAUUUUCCAGUUGGAAAAUCAGAGUGAUCCUUAACUUAUAUUGCAAGGGAAUGUGAGGGUUCAGUAAUCAAGGUUUGGAAGGUGUCUGGAGAACAGAUGUGGUGAAGGAUGCCAUGGCACUGCAGUGCAGCACACGGCCCUGGGGGAACAUUUUCCUUGUCUUGCCAUGUCACCCGUGCAGAGCAUCGAAGAAGCUUGGUUGGUUGGAUCUGCAGAGAAGCAGCCUCCCCACAUGCACACACUCAACAUAGCUGUAAAGGAUGGUGAAAACAGCAAACGAGUAAGGGAUCCCGUCUCCUUGGGUUCAGCAAAGGUUUUCUGUCAUCACCUGAAGCUGGCUGGGGUUUUUUUUCUGAACCCUGUGAGGAAGCCCCUGCUCUGUUCUGCUUUCGGGGAAGCCAUGUUUGAGUGAUGUGACUGGAAUGGGGAACGACCAAGGAAGCCAUAGCAGAGAGAAUGGUGUUCUUACAAACUGAGAAAAUUGUGGCUGGUGGGGGAACUUUGCUUUGGAUGCUCUUAAACCUUUACUUUUACAUUCCAAAGGCAUCCAAGACAACUAGUCCUUUUCCUUCUCUUACAAUGUUAAUAUUUGUCUGAAGGAUGCUGCUGAAACUUUCUGAGGUAGAGACAUAUUUGGGGGCUCUCUUCUAAACAUUUGAGCCUCUUCUGCCUGGACAUGGCCUUCUUUUGGGUGCAUCUCCCUUCAGCAGUGCCCGGGAUGCUCUCUGGGUAGGAUGGAUUCCAUGUGAAACAACAACAUUCCCAUCAGGUUACGCCUAGUAUUUUUCAUUACAGAAACAGAAGCUCACUUUUCCUAACCCGGUACAUUGAGCCUUUUUUUUUUUUUAUAUGUAUCACUGUGAAAUGAUCAAGUCACUAAGCUAGCAUUUUACCUGCUUGCUUGGCUUCAGUGUCGUUGUCGGAGAUAAGGCAGUGGGAAACCAGAGGUGAUGACAAUGGUCAAGCUCUUUCCUACGCACCCGGUCUGUGCUACAAUGAAGAUCAUAAUCCACUUAGCUGCACGUUAGCUCUAAACAUCAUUUGUGCCACAUUCAAGGUGGUUCAUUCUCAGCUAAUUAUGUCUAAAAGUAUCUUAGCUGUCUUUCCCUAACCAGAUUGCUACGUGCACAUGAGAGACCCUCUGGAACAUUUCCCAUUAUCUCUAAUGAGAUAGAAGGGAAAAUGCAAAAACCAAGUUUUUCAUUUAGAAUUUUAGUGCUUCCAAAAGUUCUUAGCACAGAGUGGCAAAGCUCAGUAUUGCCUAUGUUCUUGUUUCCCAAAGUAACUAGUCUGUCAUUACAUUAAGCUGACCUGUCAACAAGCUGAAAGAAGCAUUUUGUUACUGUUGUAAAAACCAGAGAGAUAAAUAUAUUUCUACAGUCCUAAACUGUAACUGCAUGAACCACACAAAUCUGCAUGCUGACGGCAAAAGCGCACAUUCUGCAGCUUUUGGCAGCCUGUUAUAAACCACUGGCCCUGCCUGACUUGGUGCUAAACCAGCAUGAUGUAUAUGGGACCAUGUUGUUAGGAAGCACUGACUGGGCUUGAAGCCCUCAGAACCAUUAAACCUGGAAAAUUUUGUGAAUUUUGAGGAUUGUAAACAGGAUUUUGUGGCCAAAUUCCAGCUUGAGUCACCAUAUUCUUCUAGUUUUAGUUGUAUUAGGAAGAAAUUUUUUUUUUUUUUCCCCCAUCCCUGUCCUGAAUUACGAAGCUGAAGUAAUCUGUUCCAGGGGUUGCUGCAUGCCACUGACAAAGCAAAGCAACUCCUGUGUGAAUCUUAUUUCUGACAUGAGUUUGCCAGUCAGUUGGACAUUCUCAGUGAUGAUCUAUGCAGGUAAUAUGAUUAUGAUCUCUAAAAUACCAUACGUGAAUCCUCUUUCAUCAAAUCUAUGCCUUUGCUGAAUUUAUGCUAGCAGAGUUUUUGGGGACUGCUGACAGUAUUUAUUUUUAAUCCACACCCUUGAAAGGAGAUUUUUAAAUGAUCUGUAACAGUAGUUCCUGUGUAUCAGAACUACAAUAAUACUUAUCUAUAGUAAUUUAUUUCCUGUCAGUUUGAGUUUUUCUAAAGAUAAGACCAGUGGGCUUAAAUCUCAUUUGGAAGGGGGGAAAACGUUUCAUCUAUAUCCUUUAGAGGUCUGGAUCAGUACUGCUCCAUUCUGUUUCAGCAAAAUAAAAAUAUUCCCUGGCAGAGUUGAAUCAUUACUGCAUUUUCUGGUGAAAGGCAAGUAAGAGGAGUCCAUAAAAGCACUGUACAGAUCGUGAUCUAGAGCACUUACUCCUCCCCUUAUCUUCACACAGUAGCAGCACCCACACAAAAAGCAGUUAUACAGUUUCUUAACAGUCUGAACAAGGAAUGAAGAGUGCCCCAACCUGGCCUAGACAGUAAUGGGUAAUUCCACUGACAUGGAAACACAGUUUUCAGUCCCCACAGACUAAGGAGAGAACUGAACCCAGGUCUUCUGGAGUGCUUUAACCCAUCAGUCUACUAUGUAAAAGAUGGAUGACUUUAACACAUUUACCUGUGCUCAUCUAACUAAAUCAGGCAAAGGUAUGGCUGGCCACAAAGCUCUGUAAUUUAUUAAUACGGAGAGAAAUGCAAAAUAGCUCUCUUCUAUAUGCAGAGAUGCAAUAUUUCCAACAAGUAUAAAGACAUGCGUGAAAACAGGCUUUGGGAGGAAUAGAAAAACUUGAGAUACCUCUAAAUUUCUAAGCAGAAUAAACAUCUUUAAGUGUGAGAUACUAUUUAGAAUGCCACAGCCAUUCUGUAUGCUAAUAGAGUACGUGAAAUAAGUGGUAAGUGAAUCACUUGUGAUUGCAGUCAAAUAUGUUAUACAAAGGCAGUUGCUAUUCAAACUACACACUAAGCUAAAUUUAUAGCUGCUCCUUAAUUUUGCAGCCUGUGAGUUACGUUAUAAUGACUGUUUAUAGGAAUGUUCUCCCUCCAAAACAUUUGUUCCCUUUUCAUCUAGAUAGCUGGCUUUUGUUUACCUUCUUUUUCUGAGCCCUAGAAGUGUAACUUGCUUUUGCUUACCAGUCAACAGCACUGAAUAUUUUUAUUCUCAAGAGUUUUACUGAAUUAAAGGGAACAUGCGUAAGGUCAUAUUAAGUACAGUGCAACCCCAUCACUAGUCAUGAAAAGCACUUGGCAUUUAUUAGCAGUAACAUCUAAAAAUUAUUUCACUGUUGAGUGUAAUAUUCAGUCUCAGAACAAACUAAUUUUUUUCUUGCAAGGGCCUGAGAACAAGGAGACAAUCUAGUGAGGCUUUUUCCCUUAAAGUCUGAAGGGUGCGUGCUUCCACAUCUUUAUGUGUAACCUCUGUUCUGAUUCUGCCAUAUGCCUGUCUCCCUCAACACCUUCAUGGACAAAAUGAGGCGAAGCCCUGCACUUUUUUUUAAAAGGACUACAUGCUGAGAGAGCCACUGAAUAGAACAAUCAAGUGUUAGAGCAGAAAAAUACGAGAGUUAUGGCAGAUGAUAAAGAAGCUAUUAGCUGUAGUCUAAUGGCAUUUUCAGAUUUGGGCAUGUGCAUAGCACAGUGGGAGUUCUUAUAUGACAAAAAGAUUAUUACGAAGCAUUUUAGUGGAGUCCAGAAAUAAUCACUCAUGGAUUUCUCUAUGUGUUUUAGGCUUGAUAGUUCUUAAAUAUAGAACAAUGUCCAGUUAUAAUGAAAGGACUGAAACCACACAUAAAGAUUAAGACAGCUUUGGUUCAUGCAGCUGUUAAGGGUCAGUAGGAGUUAGCGGGAGGAGUGUUUGUUGCUGCCAGCAAUGGUAGGGAAAUAGAAGAAAUAGGUGUUAAAAGUUAGACCUGAAAGAGUUCACACAUUAACAAGAAAUCCAGGAUUUAGAAGGGAGAGAAUAAAUAAUCAUGAUGUGUUGGGAAAAAAAACGGAGAUCACAAUGGAGUCAAAGAUUUUGCUAUGGAAGGAGGCCGUGAUUAGAAUGACUCACUGGUCCUUUCCAGUUUUAAUCUCCUAUUAUGCAACCUAAAUAUUGGUCAUGCCAAGAGUUAUGCUAGUAACUUGUCAGGAGCAGACAGCUUUGCUUCAAUUUGCAUGUGCUUUAAAUCAUCAAACAUAUGCGGUGCUGUAGUUACCAUAUUUUAACUAGGUUGCUGAGUAUAAAUUGCUGCUGGAGUUCACUGGCAGUGAAUCAGACACCUGCAGUCAAUCAGAUUUAUUCCCACUCUAGGAAGGGCUGUUAGGUUCUAUAUAUAAGGUUGAUGGGAGUGAUAAAUACUGUCUUCAGCCAUAGACUGUGGAAAGUAAAUCUAGGAUCUUCUGAUACUUCACAGAGAAAUGCAAUAAUUAUGAAGAAGACUCCUUUGGGGAGUUUAAUUUUUACCCCACCCCUUUGAAUUUGGUGUCACUGCUCAGAACUUCAAUAUAUUCUGAAAUAUUUAACUGCCACUCUGUAAUGACUCCCAUAUCCACCACACUGAUGGACACAAACACGCAGGGUACAAGCAGUACAAUAUGUGGCCCUCUGAGUAAAAAUCUCGCAUGUGAAUUAGUACAGGCAGUCAUGCAAAUAUUCUGUGUGAGAAGGGCUGGAUCAACCAUGAAUAUGCAGAUCAUGCUCUCAGAUUCACUUGGGAGUAACACGAGGGAUGGUUUCCCUAUGAAUUCGGAAAAAAAGGAGCUAUAGAGGAGGGCUGUAUGGAACAAUUCCUUUUCUCUUUCUCCUCUGGCCAUUCCCGUCCCUCUUAUUUUCUUGUUCCUACCCCUAAGUAGCAUUUUCCCAUUGAUCAGAAUUUGGCCCCCAGUUCACUAAAAGCCAUGCUUUUGAAUGAAAACUAUUUGGAAAGUGUCAAAAGAUGGGGUUUAUUUCUUAUCACUUUCAUAUAAAGCCUGUAGGGUUAUCACAUUUAAAAAUCUGUUUGCAUUUCUCUGCCUGUAAGUCUUUUGUGAACUGUUACUAAUAUGUAUUUUAGAAAACAGUAAAUAAAAUGUGAAUGAAGCAGAA